Paramecium sonneborni is the source of this 346-nucleotide messenger RNA. NCBI's taxonomy places the organism in Eukaryota, Ciliophora, Oligohymenophorea, Peniculida, Parameciidae. The record is from the annotation of a GenBank genome assembly.
AUUUUAAAUGUGGGAUGACUAAAUCCUCUUUUGUAAAGCAAAUAUAAUCUUUAUCAACUUAGACUAUUUCAACUUUGUAUUCACUUCUUAAUUUAAAUGAUUAGAUAUUAGCUUUUUUAGGAAAUAUUUCAUCUUCGAUUUCUUUAAAAUAAGGGUAUUAAGUAUUGAAUGAUUAUUUUAAUUCCUUAACCCCAGUUUUAGAAAGUAAUGUUGGUUUAGAAAGAUCUUCUAGUUUUUUGAACAUAAUUUANGAGAGUACAAUGGCUAUGCGUAGUUUCUUUAAUACUCGAAUAGGACAUUUUAAAGCAAAUGGUACUAAGCAUAAGUUUGUAGUUUGAUCGAAUUA